Molecule: messenger RNA, 1002 nt
Organism: Cannabis sativa
Lineage: Eukaryota; Viridiplantae; Streptophyta; Magnoliopsida; Rosales; Cannabaceae
Product: calcium-dependent protein kinase 20-like
Exons: 8
Coding region: 1-1002 (333 amino acids)
Molecular function (GO): calcium ion binding; lipid binding
Source: RefSeq, a predicted model, not a curated record
AUGUCGAAGAUUUCAGUGAGGGUCGGGGUUGAGCGUUCGGCCGGGGUUCAGUUCGACGAAGGAAUGCUCGGGGUCGGGGUCGGGGUUGAGGGUUGGUUUAGACCAGACCAACGACAUUUGGAGAAUGGAGAAUAUGAGAAGGCAAAUGCUGAGAAACAACGUUUAGAGAAAAAGCAAAGAAUGGUAUGUAUGGGGCAUUUUUGCAAAAUGGCAUUUCAAGGAAAUUGCAAGAAAGUGGAUGGAAACCAAAAUAGUUCGAAAGAGAAAGUGAAGAUGGACCUUUCCGCUACAUGGGUCGGUAGUCCUUACUAUGUCGCCCCAGAAGUGUUACGGAAGCAUUAUGGUCCAGAAUGUGAUGUUUGGAGCACUGGGUUGUGGACUUAUAUCGAUUGUACCUGCUUUUUAAUGGAUCAAUCAGAAUUGGAGCAAGGAAUAUUUGAGCAGGCCACUUGGGUUCAAGUUGGUGGUGUUGCUCCUGACAAACCUCUUGAUUCCGCUAUUUUAUCGCGCUUGAAACAAUUCUCUACUAUUAACAAGCUGAAGAAAAUAGCCAUUAGGGUUGUUGUAGAAACCUUGUCUGAAGAGGAAAUUGCGGGUUUGAAGGAGAUGUUUAAGAUGAUAGGUGCCGAUAAUAGUGGACAGAUCACUCUUGAGGAACUAAAGAAUGGUUUGGAAAAGGUAGAUGCAAAUCUCAAGGAUUCCGAAAUAAGUGGACUAAUGCAAGCGCAGCAAUAUAGAGAGCGAAAUUUUAAAAAAUAUUCAGAAUUGAUUUCAUGUCUUCUAGUAGCUGAGCAGAAUAAUAAACUUUUAAUGAAAAAUCAUGAAUCUCGCCCAACUGGGUCUGCUCCAUUCCCUGAAGUGAAUGAUACAAUUGCUGAAAAUCAUAAUCAUAGUCGUAGUCGUGAUCAUAAUCGAAGUAAUAGACGUAGUCGUGACCAUAAUCAAAGUCGCGUUCGUGGUCGCGAUCGCGGUCGAAGUAAUGUUUGGUAUCGUAAUGGCUAA